Messenger RNA from Penicillium brevicompactum, 1680 nucleotides. RefSeq lists its product as uncharacterized. The record is from RefSeq and is a predicted model, not a curated record. Lineage: Eukaryota; Fungi; Ascomycota; Eurotiomycetes; Eurotiales; Aspergillaceae. The transcript has 5 exons. Gene Ontology annotation, molecular function: transmembrane transporter activity. Gene Ontology annotation, biological process: transmembrane transport. The coding region runs from base 1 to 1680 and encodes 559 amino acids.
AUGAACACUUCAGAGGGAAUCCCGGCAACGCAGCCAGUCCGUGAAGGUGGGCCACCUAUACAACGAUCUUCGACCGCGAGCACCCUGCACCACAACGAUUUCGACGAUUCAUUUCGAUCAAGGUUCCUAUCGUUCUUCCACCGAGACAGUCAUAUUGGUCAUGUAGGCCGACACCCGCUGCGGGGAAGUCAGGAAAUCGAGAUCCAUACUUGGGCUGGGCCCGACGACCCAGACAACCCAUUCAAUUGGAGCAAAACGUACAAAUGGGUCUUGACUUUGACUGUCUGUUUCAUCUCCAUUCUGACAGGUCUACCGGCUGGAUCCUAUGGCGCGGGAAAUGACUACAUGGAAAAGCUGUUCCAUGUUCAGAAUGAACCGUUUCCCAAUCUCGCAUGGGCCACGACCUCUUGGAACAUGGGCGCGGCAUUCUGGCCGUUAAUCUUUGUCCCCCUGACAGAGUCGUCUGGACGCAUGCCUGGCUACUUUGUUGCAUACUUCAUACUGGUGGUGUCACUCUUCCCUUCAGCCUUUGCGCAGAAUUUCGCCACCCUCGUGGUUACCCGGUUCUUUGGUGGUGGUGCAUCUUCGGUGUCUAUCAACAUCGUAGGCGGCAGUAUCAGCGAUGUCUGGUAUGGUGACAAGGCUCGCAGCUUGCCAAUGUCCCUCUUUGGAUUCACCAGCGUAGUUGGAAUUGCGCUAGGUCCAUUUGUUGGAGCCGCUAUUCAACAGAUCCACAAGAGCAGCCCGUGGCGAUGGAUCUUCUACAUUCAGAUCAUUUACAAUGCUGCCUUAAUUCCCAUAUUCUGGUUGAUUCUUCGCGAGACCCGAGCCGAUGUGAUUCUGAAAAAGCGAGCUAAAAAAUUACGCAAGGAGACUGGCCGUCCUAUUUAUGCAGAAGCUGAUCUGAACACCACCAGCGUUUGGAAAUUGAUGCAAGUCUCCUUCGAACGCCCCACUCGCAUGUUGAUGACCGAGCCCGUUGUCAUUUUUUUCACGUUAUGGGUGAGCUUCGCAUGGGGAAUUCUCUUCCUCUUCUUUUCGAGCGUGGCGCAAACAUUUAGUGCAAACUACGGCUGGGGUACAUUCCAGACUGGUUUGGUACAAUUGGCUAUUUCGGUUGGUGCUGUGAUAGGUACCGUCUUCAACCCUAUCCAAGACUGGAUCUACCUCGACUCUGCCCGGAGAAAUCGAGAACGUCCUGGCAAGGCUAUCCCCGAAGCCCGCUUGUAUACUUCUAUACCUGGGAGUCUGCUUUUUGCAGGAGGCCUGUUCUGGUACGGCUGGGGCAGUGUCGGGAAUGGAUCAGUCCACUGGAUUGUGCCGACGCUGGGAAUUGGGUGCACUGGAGUGGGGAUUUACUCCAUUUACAUGGCUGUGGUCAACUAUCUGACUGAUGCGUAUGAAAAAUACGCAGCCUCUGCGUUGUCUGCAGCCUCUCUGGGUCGUAAUACUUUCGGCGCCUUCCUUCCUCUUGCAUCCUUCGAAUUGUUUGAUACCUUGGGGUAUGGCUGGGCUGGCUCAUUGCUUGGGUUCGUCGGGAUCGCCCUUUCUGUUGUUCCCGUGGUUCUUGUCCUAAAAGGACCUGAAAUCCGUCGGCGGAGUCCAUUCAUGCGUGAGUCCAUGUUUGAACCUGGUGAUGAUUCCGAGAAGGAUCAAGGUUUGGAGAAGACGGAGGCUUGA